Messenger RNA from Lonchura striata (white-rumped munia), 1779 nucleotides. Lineage: Eukaryota; Metazoa; Chordata; Aves; Passeriformes; Estrildidae. The record is from RefSeq and is a predicted model, not a curated record.
AUGUUCAACUACCUGGCAGUCGAGGUGAGGCCCCAGCUCCACCGCAGCUAUGGGAGCCAGCAAGGGGUGUCUGGGCCACUGAAGAGCCGCCUGGAGCAGCUGAAGAAGCCGUGGUGGAGGGAGCCCACCCCGCUGGUGCUCCAGCACAGCGAGACAGCCAGGCUGGCCAUCGACGCCUUUCUUGAGCAGGGGGAGCGUGGCUACCUGAGCGCCAUCGCCGAGGAGAGAGAGCUGCCGUUCCUUUCCACCUUGGACAUGGAAUACAUCAGCCGUCAGAGGAACCAAAGCUUCCCAGACCCCAGUGCAACGAAAGACAAAGAAGCUGACCCUGGUGAUGCAGACACUGGAGACAGGUUCUCCCUCAACUCUGAACUAACAUCGGGCACCUACUUCCCCGUCAUGUCUGAUGUUCACCCUCCGGAGCUGGAGCUGGGGUGGCCAGGGAUUCCUCUCCUCACGGUGUCUGGCCAGACUCAGGCCACUGUGAUUUUCCAAAGAAACAAAACGAACAGCAUUAAGGAUUUGGUCCGGUCUCUGAUCAGCCGGUCACGGACGGUGAUAGCAAUUGUGAUGGAUCUGUUUACAGACAUGGAAAUCCUGUGUGACCUGCUGGAGGCCUCAAGCAGACGGCACAUCCCCGUUUACCUGAUCCUGGAUGAAGAGUACUUGAAGCAUUUUGUGGAAAUGUGCAAUAAAAUGGCUCUUACUCAAGACAGCUUCCCAAACAUGCGCAUAAGAUGCCUGAGUGGAGACACGUACUACAGCAAAGCAGGCAAGAAAUUUGCAGGCCAGGUUCUGGAGAAGUUUGUCCUGGUUGAUUGUGACCAAGUCCUUGCUGGUACAUACAGUUUCACCUGGCUUUGCAGCCAAGUCCACACUGGCCUGGUGACCCACUUCCGCGGGCAAAUUGUUGCAGAGUUUGAGAAGGAAUUCCGGUACUUGUACGCAGAGUCCAGAGCAGUGACCAGCUUCUGUGUGCCAGAUCCCAGGACAUGUCUCUCUUCCUGGAAUACCUCAAAAGUUGACAACUGUCUUCUAAAACCCACUCAGGGGAAUGAUACUGAGACCCUGAGCCCCUCCAGCAGCCUUUCCAAUGCGAGCAUCAGGAGCAUAAAAGUGUCUCCCUUCAUGAAAAACUCCAGCUGCAGUGCACACCAGGAAAAGCAAGAUUCCAGCUCUGAUUCUGGCAAUAAGAAGGAGAAGGAGGACACAUUCCUGAAGCCCACUUGCCCUAAACAGCAAGAAGAACCACCAGACUCAGCGAACAGUCCUCCAAAUAAACCCACCCCAGCCUUGAAUCCCAAAUCAAACCUCAUAACAGCAAGGACAUUCCUGCACCUGGAGACUUCCUCCAAUAAACCUGGUAACCAGGGGGACACUAAGGCCAACAGCAGCCACUGCUCCCCGCCGAGAGUGGGGCAGCUGCUGCAGUCCCUGUCAGAGGGCACCAGUAGCAAUGGGUCCAGCUUGAAGCAGAGAGCUCCUGUGGCCACUUCUGGGGUGCUGCCAGCUGAAAAUGAGAAUGUGUUUUAUGGGGUGGAAAAGAGACAAAGCCCUGAACAUGGCCAUUUUGACCUUUUCUCCCCAUACAAUCACCUCAAACGGGAUAAAAAGUCUGUAGUGCCUUGCUAUGACAAGUUCCCAGAGGAUGUGCUGCUGGAAAAGAACAGUGCGUACGGGGCGGAGAAGAGAAUGACUCUGGGGCACAGCAAGCUGGACCUGAUCACCAAGUACAACAAAUUGAAAUCCAAACAUAUACACAGUCGGUUCGAACUCUGA